CGAUGAUUCGAACUCAGAAAUUCCAGUCGGCCUCAUCUACGUCAAUAAAGCCAGGGGAUAAAGACUAAGAACACAAUUUCAACCAGCUCAUUCCGCAACCUUCCCGCGAGCUCAUCAAGCUCGGACUCUGUUGCUCUCUCCAUCUCUUCUCUGGAACUCCCCGUAAACCUCCAAGCAUGGACAUCGGUGCGCACUGCUCCGUUCCUGCCUGUCACCAGCAGGACUUCCUUCCGUUCACGUGCGACUGCUGCAGCGGCGUCUUUUGCCUCGAACACCGCAGCUAUGACUCGCACGAGUGCCCAAAAGCUGGCAGCAACGACCGUCGCGUAGUGCAGUGCCCCGUGUGUAAGCAGAUGAUCCGCUGGACAGCUGAACAAGACGUCAACGCCGUGUGGGAGGAGCAUGUGCGAGUAGGCCAAUGCACACGCGAGAAGUUCAAGCAGCAGCAGCUUAAACAGCAGAAAAAGCCCAAGAAGAAGCGCUGCGCUGCCGAGAACUGCAGGGAAGUGCUGCUUACAUCCAACCAGUUCCACUGCAACAAAUGUGCCCAGGACGUGUGUCUUAAGCACAGAUUCGAGGCUGAUCACGACUGUGAGGCGAAGCGACAGGCUCAAAGACAGCAGUGGCUUGGUGGAUUUAAAGCCAGGAGUACAAGUUCAGCUAAACCAAAGCAGACGUCGCAAUUCCAGAAGAACGCACAAAACGCUGCAGCUUCUGUUGUCAAUGGCACCAAGUCGGCUGUGUCUUCUCUUGUCCAGAACGCAAAGGCUGCAAGCAGUGCAGUUACAACGAGCUCCGAGGAAUGCCCCAUGUGUCAACAGAAGUUCGCGUACGUGAGUCAGCUGAUUGCACACGUUAAUCGCGCGCACCCCGAUACAUCAGACUCUAGAAGAGCUCCUGCUACAGCACAGCCUGCUGCUCGUGCAGCGGCCAGAGUACCCGCUGGCAGCGAGGUGUGUCCACAGUGCCGCGCGAUCUUCCCGGACGUGAAUGCUUUAAUCCAACAUGCCGAGACCGCACACACUGGUGCCGUCACUACGGGUCGUGCUGGUGGAGACCAAGAGAAGUGCUCGAUCAUGUAGAUAUGUAACCAGGCGACUAGCAAAUGCCAAAUAACAACGAAUCUUUUUGCCAUCAAAUAAUCGCAACACAAUACAGAUCUAUGUCUUCAACGCGCGCUCAGCGGCGCUCGCCACUGUAAUAUAUUAUUAUAUCUUCC
Messenger RNA from Phytophthora nicotianae INRA-310, 1219 nucleotides. RefSeq lists its product as hypothetical. The record is from RefSeq and is a predicted model, not a curated record. The transcript has a single exon. Gene Ontology annotation, molecular function: zinc ion binding. NCBI's taxonomy places the organism in Eukaryota, Oomycota, Peronosporomycetes, Peronosporales, Peronosporaceae. Gene Ontology annotation, cellular component: cytoplasm. Bases 177 to 1082 code for a protein of 301 amino acids.